GUGGAUUUCAACUCCCAGAAUCCCCCAUCCAGAUUUAAGAUGGGUGGACUUCAACUCCCGGAAUCCCCCUCGCCGUGGUUUAAGAUGGACAUCAACUCCCAGAAUUCCCCAGCAUCCACUCAUCAUAAAGUUGAGAAACACUGCAGAUUUGCUAUCUGGAGUCUCAAUACUUUCUUGGGUGCCAAUGAUUAAACUCUGGUUUAACCAUUAAACCAGACUUCCCUGAGGCCAGCAAAACUCUUCAAUGACCCCCAGCCUAUCCAUCCCCAAGCCUCACAAAGCUGUCAUUUUUGAAUGAGACAGAAAAGGGAAAUUCCUAAAUAAUUGGAAAGCUAUCCCCGCUCAUUAAAGACAAUUAAACCGACAUUUAAGUUAGUUUUUUACCCAAGAUUUAAAGUGGUUCUAUUUUUUUAAAAAAAGACUUCCACCUAACAUAGCAUAGGAAAAAAAAAGUGGGAUAUUUAAACACGGAAACGGUUCCACAUUAGGGAUAAUCGGAAUUAAGAACGGGGCCAAGCGGAAAGCAGCUUUCAUGCUUUCGUGAAUGCUUCCGGCCUGGAAGGUUUUAAGCAAGCCUCCAGUGUGAAGAGCAGUCUACCUGCAAGUAUUCUUACUGAGAAAAAAAGUUCCCAGCUAGCACCCAGGGGGGGCAUUAUUCUCUGCCAUGGGUUGAAGCAAUGGGUAGGCGAGUCACCCCCUUCGUACAUUGCCCCCCCUCAAAGAAUGGAAAGCGUUUGUAAGGGGCUAGGUCUGCGGAUACAAAGCCUCCAGGUCUAGGGGCAAUCUACCUCUGCCCAGGUAGCCAACACCAACGUUAUGGCACCUUGGACAGCGCCGAUGCAGUUGCAAUGCCCCAGCGAUGUCUGGUGUCUUUGGGCCGGUGGGGGUCUGGCAGAACCUCCCCGUCUCAUGGAAGUCUACCUGGAAAUCUAGUCACUCCCAUUCUUCCUGGGCUGAGCGUGGGAGAAAGCCUCGGCCGGCGGGGAUCCGAUCCACCUUAAGGGAGCCCGGGAGGCGGAUCAGGGGGGCGGAGGCUCCCUCUGACUCUACUUGAGCUGCCGGCUGGCUGGAUCGGGUUCUCAGAUCAGAUCUAACCGUAUUCCCCGCGGAUCUCCAGGUCGAAAAGCAGCUUGGCGUCCGCUUUCUUCCAGGUAGCGUCCGCUUUCUUCCAGGCGACAGCAUGAGCUCCCCCGGCGUGACUCCCGAGCUGGACAUGAAGGACGUGGAGCUGAACGAGAUGGACCCGGAAAAGCAGCCCAUGAACGCCUCUUCGCCCCCGGCCGGCUCUCCAGGCAGCCUGGGCGAGAAGAACGGGGUAGUGAAGGUGAAGAUGGAGGAGGAGGAUGAGGAGGCCAAGAUGGCAGCCAGCUUCACCGGCUUGACCAAAGAGCAGCUGCUCCAGGUGGCUGGCACCCCCGGCUGGGUCCGUACCCGCUGGGCCCUGCUGGUCCUCUUCUGGCUGGGCUGGCUGGGCAUGCUGGCGGGGGCCAUCGCCAUCAUCGUCCAGGCCCCCCGCUGCAAAGACCUGCCCAAGCAGGACUGGUGGCAGAAAGGAGGGAUCUACCGGAUCCUGCAGGUGGAAGGCUUCCAAGAUUCGGGCAGCGACGGCACAGGCGACCUGGCAGGGGUGAAAGAGAGGAUGAGCUAUUUAAGCAAGCUGAAAGUGAAAGGUUUUGUGAUCGGCCCUCUGCACGUGAACCCCGAGGAUCAGCCCUACAGCACCAAUCUCCAAGACGUGGACCCAAAACUGGGCACCUUACAGGACUUCCGGGAUGUUGUGCAGGCCGCAAAGAAGAAAAGUUUAAAGGUUAUCUUGGACCUGACGCCUAACUAUCGUGGCCAGUUACCCUGGUUUAGCCCAGAUGUGUGGCUUAAGAGUGACUUCCAGAAUAAAAUGAAAGAAGCAAUUCAGUUUUGGCUGAGGGAAGGAGUGUCUGGGAUCCAAAUCGGAAGUGUGGAGCAUUUAAACGAUUCCCAACUCUUGAGCGAGUGGAAGAACUUAACGGAACAAGAGAACAUUGAUGAUCAGGCCAGGGUCCUGAUUGCCACGACUGAUCUUAGAGACCCUCAAGAGGUUUUCUCGCUUUUGAACGAAACCUCCGGGGUGGACCUACUCACCAGCCAGUACCUUCAGGAGCUGCUGAGACCUGAUCAGAACGACACCGCCCUGGGAAACACAGCCCAGAAACUGAUCCUAAAUUAUAUCGAAAAAGCUGGAAGCCGAUGGCUCGGCUGGAGCAUGGGUAGACCUGAUUUUGGACAUUUGGCCCAAUCUAUGGGGGAGCAGCUGCUUCGCCUCCACCAUCUACUCCUUUACACCCUGCCCGGGACCCCCUUCACGGAUUACGGAGAUGAAAUUGGCCUGCGGGACACUUUGGGGCAGCCUGCAUCCUCCAACAUCACACGCAUGCAAUGGGACAACACGGCGAAUUACGGAUUCUCACGAGGGCCGCAGCAGGUGGCUGAACCUGAGGCCAGCAACGUCACUGUGCAGGCCCAGCAGGGCCACAAGGGGUCCAUCCUGAGCUUCUUCCAAGAACUGAGCGAGCUCCGAACGAAGGAGCGCUCUCUUCUGCACGGCAACUUCAACCUGGUGCAAAGCUCUAACCCAGCGGUCUUCUCCUACCUUCGGAUCUGGGACCAGAACAAGCGAUUCCUGGUGGUGCUCAACUUCGCCUACCAGGAGAUCUCGAUCUCUCUCCUUCACUCUCAUCUCCCACCCCAAGUGGACGUGGAGCUCAGCACCCACGCCAGCCGGGAGGAGAAGCAGCUGGAUUUGCAGAACCUCAAGCUCCUUCCCUCGGAAGGCCUUCUCCUCAGCUUCCCCUACGUGGCCUAGUUGGUCUUCUUCCCAGCACAGUCUGGCCCAUCUUCAGAAAUAAGUUCCUCUAAAAGAAGAUUCUCCAGUCAAGGGUGGCUUCAGAUGCCUCUCCUGAACUUACUAACAUCCUUCUUCUGUAUCCCACCCGUCUCUAUUACCCCAUAGCUCAGCCUUUCUAGACCCCAGAUUCCGGUUCCCACAACCAGUUGGCCGGAAGAAAGUCUAGAUGGUUCCUAACCACAUGUAGAGACUGAAGUGGGCCGAGGUCACCUCUGUUCCCUCAACAUUCCUGGAUCUGCCAAUUGUCCGUAAAAUUUGAUAUUAGCAGGUCAACACACCAUCUUGGAGACAGAGGAAGAUGUGAACCUUCAUUCUCUCAGGCUGGAAGUGAUGGGCUUCAAUGAAACGAUGGACUACUCAACUUAAGAUGGGUGGACUUCAACUCCCAGAAUUCUGGGAGUUGAAGUCCACAUGUCUUUAAAUUGCCAAAGUUGAAAUACACUGAUCCAGAAUGAAACUUUGUGUUGGUCCAGUGCUAUCACAUAUAUAAAUGCUUUGGGCAAAGGGGAACAUGGAGACACUUCCCCCCAAUUGCUUUGCCCGACCCAUUUUGAGUUUGGAUUAAUCUUUCCUGAUCACUAGUGUGAAUUUUGUCUGUAUGUGGCUUUCUAUCGGCCUAACCCUAACAAAGUGUGCCAGCUUCUUUUUUUGUGUGGGUGGAACCAGUUUUAAUAAAUGUCUCUCUUCGCCUUCA
Molecule: messenger RNA, 3575 nt
Organism: Crotalus tigris (Tiger rattlesnake)
Lineage: Eukaryota; Metazoa; Chordata; Lepidosauria; Squamata; Viperidae
Gene: SLC3A2
Product: solute carrier family 3 member 2
Exons: 10
Coding region: 1181-2839 (552 amino acids)
Biological process (GO): amino acid transport; carbohydrate metabolic process
Source: RefSeq, a predicted model, not a curated record